GAUUUCAGUUGAACUUUUACACGCGUUGCGAACGGAUACGCCGAUCUAUUGAACUGCCCACGGCGCCGAAAAUUUAUUGAGUGCUUCAUUUAACAAAAAUUUGUGAUUUAUAAGUGAAGCUAAUAAUUUAUACGGAAAAAGCACAUUUUCAAUGCAAUUUUACAGUGUCUCAUUUGAACCAUUUUUGCCAAUAAAUUAAGUAAAUGAUUUUAUCAACUUAAUAAACGAUAAACAUCAAAAUGAAAACGAAAGUUAAAUGCGUGCGAAGACGGAGUGACAACGAAUUCUUAAGAUCCACCAAUACGGCUAGUCAUACGAAUGAUGAUUGUGCUGUUGUGACGAACAUUAAACGCUUUCGUUUACAAUCAAUCGCUAAAUGGUUGGUUGUGGCAAUCGUUGUGAACUUGGCAAAUUUGGCAUUAUGUAAUGCAACCACAACUGAUGUGAAAAUAUCACCAUCGAAUGAUUCAUUGAGUGGUUUGGCAAGCACCGGGGUGUCAUUGGGAAAUGCUUCGCCAUUGGUGUGGUCGGAAUUCCUCGAAGAUUAUGUACUGAGUCAAUCCAGUCCAAGUGCGCGGACAUCAAAAGAUCUACCAUUCAUUCCCAGUCAAAAUGAUAUGUCUAUGAUGAAUCCAAAUAUACCAAACGGAGGACCUGGUCCACUUUCUUACCACUCUUCGGUCUACAAACGACCCAAUGUUUACAUAACAAAACGUAUCGGCGAAGCAGUGGAAUUGGAACCACACAUGAGGCCACCAGUUCAUGUAGUAAAUCCACAAUUUCGUCCUAUGACAAAUCAAAUGAUACAACAGCAACAACUGCAGGAACAACAACAGCGUCAACAACCAGGAUUUUUCCAACAACUGUUCGGCUUAGGUGGCAGCAGUCAGCCUCAAUCACCACCAACACAACCACCGCCGGUGCGACCGGUACCCGUGCAACAGCACCACAUACAAUCGGUCCAACACAACGGAGCGCAGCCACCAUUUCGUGCAGUGACAGAAAAUGAUCUAUAUCUAUUGGGCGCUAUAGAGAAACUCGUUUACCGUGUAGAUUACUUGGAGAGUCGCAUACGACGAGCUGAACAAUUAAUUUACUACUUGAUGGCGGGAAAUAAUCAGAAAGAAGUGCGUGAUCCGUGCCCCACAAAUUUUACACGUAUCAGUGAUAAUUGUUAUUACAUCAAUAGCAACCAGCAGGUGAACUGGAAGACCGCCAACUCAGCGUGUAAGGCGCUGAAUUCACACCUUGCGGAAUUUGAAAGGGGUUCAGAGAAUGAAGAAAUAAUGGCUCACCUACUCAAUCAGCCGCAGCAUCGUGGACGCGACUACUGGUUGGGUGGUUUGAAUCCCGGUUUGCUCUGGAUUUGGUCCAAUUCGGCGAAACCGGUCAAUCCAAACAUGAAUCUCACAUCCAUUGCCAUGUCACAUGCAAAUAAUACAGAGAGCAAUACAAUCGAUGUGGAUGGCGAUGACAAGGAUAAGAAGAAUAAGAACGAAGAUGACCCUUCCCUCAAUGAAACCAUCCUAAACAAUACCGUGGAGAUUGAGGGUCAAGGUCGUUGCUUGCGCCUAUCUUACAAUCCCACAAAACACAUUUAUAAUUACUAUGGACAGGAGUGUACUUCGAGGCAUUACUAUAUUUGUGAAGCGGAAGACAAAACUCUGGAUAAUAAAAUUAAGAAGAUCAGCAGGGAACUAAAGUUAUUCGACUGAAUCGAUUAUUUGAUUUUUUUGAAGGCUGAAAAUUAUUCUUGUGAUUUUGAGCCAUUGCCGCCUUAAGAUCUGAACACAUGGUCAACUGUUAAAUUUGUGUCGAAAAUAACUGCAAUUCGAUAAGCAAAUUUGAAAUAUGAAAUGCUGUAUUUUAGUCUUAGGGUGGUAUAAAUUAUAUCAUAGUAUUUUUGAAGAUAUUGAGGUUUAACAAUUGACUAUAAGUUCAUUUUAAGUG
Molecule: messenger RNA, 1950 nt
Organism: Bactrocera latifrons
Lineage: Eukaryota; Metazoa; Arthropoda; Insecta; Diptera; Tephritidae
Exons: 3
Coding region: 240-1715 (491 amino acids)
Biological process (GO): biological process involved in interspecies interaction between organisms
Cellular component (GO): external side of plasma membrane
Molecular function (GO): carbohydrate binding
Source: RefSeq, a predicted model, not a curated record